AUGGCUGAAGCUGGAUCUAUGGAAGAGAAUCAAGAAAAGGAGAAUGUUCCUCCUUCUAAAAAAAGAAGGGUAUCGUUGUCUUUAAAAAAGAAAAAAUUCCAGCCAUCAUUAUCAGAGAAAAUCGACGAAAUAGCCAAGCAUAAAGUCCCGAAAAACACCAAAAAGAUGAGCAAGUGGGCCAUGAAGAACCUAGAGGACUGGUUUAAGGACUACAAUAAACGGAAUCCAGACAAAAAGUGUCCUGAUGAGUUUCUCACACGGCACAAGUGCUCUAAAGAAGUCAUUUGUAAGUGGCUAUGUCUGUUUGUCAACGAAACUAGAAACAAAAGCGGCAAGCGAUACCCACCAAAGACCAUUCAGUGUUUGCUAGCAGGAAUUAUGCGUCAUAUGCAUGACCAAAAUUCUGAGUAUCCUAAUUUUAUGUCAAAAGAUGAUCCAGCUUUCCACACUUUCAUAGUCACUCUUGAUAACCUCUUUAAAAAUUUGCAUA
Amphimedon queenslandica is the source of this 490-nucleotide messenger RNA. RefSeq lists its product as uncharacterized. The annotation marks the transcript as partial. Lineage: Eukaryota; Metazoa; Porifera; Demospongiae; Haplosclerida; Niphatidae. The record is from RefSeq and is a predicted model, not a curated record. The transcript has a single exon.